CCCUUGCUCCAAACCGGAUAUCACUGCAAAGCCGGGGUCAGAAUUUCUCUUUCACAGCCAUCUUGGAUAUAACGCCCCAAGUCGCAACCAUGCCCGGCGAAGCCACAGAAACGGUCCCUGUUACAGAGCAGGAGAUGCAGCAGCCUCAAGUGGAAACUGCUGCAGUACUGAAUUCUCCUACUCCUCCUGAUACAACCGAUCCUAUAAUGAGCAAGACGACCCCUAUGGAAAACACUUCAGAAACUUCUGUUCCUCCUCAAGAAAUGGGAUUCCCAGAAGAAUCUAGCAUUCAGGCUACUGCUGAUCAAUCAAAUGGUGAAGCAGCAGUCCAAGAAAUAACCAAGCAGUUAGAAGAGAUGACACCUGUUUCACAGAAAGAGGUGACUGCUGAGCUAGCAGUUGCUCCAGCUGAUGUACCCAUUCCUGAACAGUCUGUGCCCUCUGCUGAAGCUCCAAUGUUGUCCUCUGAAGAGUCUCCUGCUGAAGUAGCAGCUCCUGCUGAAGUAGCAGCUCCAGCUGAAGAAGCACAAAGUCAAGAGUCAAUUGUUGCUGCUGCUGCAGAGUUGGUCUUCCAAGUAGUUAAGCAGGCUUCUUAUGAAGCAAAUGCCCCUGGAGAUGAGCCAGAAGCUAUACCAGAAAAAAUCCUAGAUGGAAAAACACCAUCUGCUUCUGAAGGCGUCACUGUAAACACUGAAGAUGUGAUGGCAACUGAUUCUCCAAUGUUGGAGGUAGAAGAUCAGAAGAAUUUGGAAACGGCUCAAGAUCAAGUGUUGCCUGCUGAUAUGACCAUUGACACAGCUAUUCAAAACGAAAAGCCCAACAAAGAAGAACCUGUUAUACUUCUUUCAAAAGCCAUUCAGUCAAAGGUGACCUCCAGAUCUGAUGGCCCCACUCACCACCUGUCAGGAUCCGGCACUGAGUCAGACAGCGAUGACUCAGUCCCUGAGCUGGAGGAACAGGACUCUGCACAGACACAAACACAGCAAGCUCAGCUUGCAGCAGCUGCAGAAAUAGAUGAGGAACCUGUCAGCAAAGCCAAACAGAGCCGCAGUGAAAAGAAGGCACGGAAGGCUAUGUCAAAGCUAGGUCUCAGGCAGGUAACGGGGGUCACCAGGGUCACCAUUCGCAAGUCAAAGAACAUCUUGUUCGUCAUUACCAAACCAGACGUCUACAAGAGCCCUGCGUCAGACACAUACAUCGUCUUCGGUGAAGCUAAGAUCGAAGAUCUUUCCCAGCAAGCCCAACUUGCAGCUGCAGAAAAAUUCAAGGUACAGGGGGAAGCUGUAUCAAAUAUCCAGGAAAACACACAGACGCCAACAGUACAGGAGGAAAGCGAAGAAGAAGAGGUUGAUGAGACCGGAGUUGAGGUCAAGGACAUUGAACUCGUUAUGUCCCAAGCAAAUGUGUCGCGGGCGAAGGCUGUACGCGCUCUGAAAAAUAACAACAACGACAUUGUCAAUGCUAUUAUGGAGUUGACAAUGUAAGGGGGCCCUGGCAAGACGGGUUGAAGAAAGGUUGCUGAUUUAAGCUCAUUUAUACAAUUUAUACCCAAGAUGGAAAUAAAGUUGUGGCUUGAUGAAAUGAA
Labrus bergylta (ballan wrasse) is the source of this 1585-nucleotide messenger RNA. It is a transcript of the gene naca, whose product is annotated as nascent polypeptide associated complex subunit alpha. Gene Ontology annotation, cellular component: nascent polypeptide-associated complex; cytoplasm. NCBI's taxonomy places the organism in Eukaryota, Metazoa, Chordata, Actinopteri, Labriformes, Labridae. Gene Ontology annotation, biological process: protein targeting to membrane. The record is from RefSeq and is a predicted model, not a curated record.